AUGGGAGAGUCGAACGCGACGAAGACGUUCACCCAGUUCAUAGGAAAACAGAAAACACUCUUUGUGAACUUUUCGUUGACGAAAAAGGAAGGGUCGCUGUUGGAUACCCUUCAAUUGGUGUCAUACUUGGAGGACAAAAGCCUCCCGGAAGAUCAACAAGACCCGACAAGCUAUACCGCGGUCAUGCGAGUGUUCUCACAUAAGGAUGGCCUUAACUCCCUCACGCGAAUACUUUUUGCGUCCGAAGUGGCUGGAGGCUUCUUAGUCCAAUUUGACUAUGGCGGUCUCGUCUUGGACUCCGUUGUGAAAAAGCCACAAAUGUUGCGCCAGAAGUCGAUCACCGAGUUGAAGUCAAAUGUCUACGACGAACGAAUCACAUCGCUCGAACAACGAUUUGCUGUCAUGACCGCAACGAACACUGUACAGCUCCUCGAAACCCUCAAAAGUGAUAUUAAGAGCGACAACGAAACCACGCGGAAGAGAGUCACCGCGCUCGAAGAAAAGGUCGAGAAGACAAAGAGCGUCAUGAAGGGGUCCGACGAGUUAGCUGGCUUAGAAAGUAUUCAGAGUGCUAUGACGCGAUUCUUUUCCGCGACGUCUUCGACGUCGCAAAAAGUGUGUCGCGUGGUGACGUUGACUCCAAAGAGACUUGAACUAGUCUCGCCGAUAACUAAAGACGGUGUUGAAGGGACGUGUGUUGUGAUCAUUAAAAGUGAUAGUGACGGGGAUGUUUGUUUGAAAGUAGUACAUGAAGAUGGGAUAUAUGUUGUGUAUUUUGAAAGUAUUCAGUUCAAUGAGUUGGUUGGUGUGUAUUCGAAGAUUCUUCUGAGUUUUGUGGGGGACACAUGUGUUGUGGAAAUACCACUGGAACGAGACUCGAAGAAAUUUGAACUUGUAAAAACGGAACACGGCGGUGAUAUCACGCAAAGUCUUGUACGGGCAUACGAGUUGAUUGGAGCGUUGGUGAACAUUGAAAUACCGUGCAGCGUCUGUGUGUCGUCGGAUGUCAAGAUAUGCGAGAAGAAAAUGCCGGAGCGUCCGAAAGACGACGACGAUGAGGACUCGAGUGAUGAUAUAGAGACUGUUGUUGAGAAUGCAAAGAGUGAAAUCAAAGAAACGCUUUCGUCCGAGAUGGCGAAGGAACUCGCCAAACUCAAGCGCGAAAUGGAGGAUCUCAUCACUUCCAAGUGCUCUCCAUCAAAUACAAGUUCCACGCAAAAAGAGGACAGUUCUCCGAUCCCAGACAUCACUCCAGACAUUCAGACAAAUACAAAAGGUCGUUCGCGACGGGGCGGCAAUGCGCCGGUAUCCCCUCAACCCGUCGAAGUCACGAGUACAUCAUCUCCGUUACCGAAUGCCCGCACGCGUGGUCGUCGUGAAGCUUUCUACCAUGCCCAGCAGCCCGUUUUUAAUUCGGACAAUCAGUGUAUAGCAGUGGGUUCUACUCUUCAACUUCCAGACUGCAGUUCGACGUGUAAAAUCACGCAAAGUGGCAUAGUGAAAAUCGGCGUCUCUAUAGUUCCCGACGAGGCGAUUGUCCCACUCAACGAAGUUGAAGUUGGGAUAGCACAGACCAUUGGGAAGAAGUCGAGUAUGGAGGACACGUGUGCGGUCUACGAAACGAACAUCCCGUUCAUGGAAAUCAUCGGCCUGUUUGAUGGGCACAAUGGGUCGGAAACGGCUUUGGAGUUGUCGAAAGAGAUGGGCGUCGUGCUGAAGAAGGCGUUGCGGGACAAGAAGAAAGAAGUCCGCGACGCACUGAUUUCGACGUUUGAGACGUUACACGCGCAAGUCAUUGAAAAGACGGCGAGCGGGUCAACGGCGUCGAUUGUGGCGAUUUCGAAGAACAAAUUGUAUGUUGCCCACGUUGGGGACUCUCCCGUGUUUUUGAUUCGUAAUAAGAAAAUUGAGAAAACAGAGGAGGCGGGAGAUGUGCAAAAAGACGAGAAAAAGACGCAACGUGUGAUACAAAAAGUUACGAAGAACCAUCACCCCGAUUUAAAGGAAGAGCGAGAGAGAGUCGAGAAGGAUGGAGGACAUUGUUAUAUGGUAGGAGGAGUCUGGAGAGUCGAAGGUGUGGUUGCGUUGUCACGGUCGAUAGGUGAUCGAGCGUUACAUCCUUAUUUGAGUUGCAUUCCUGACAUUGAGGAGUUUGAGACGGACGAUAUCUGCGAAGUUGUAAUGACAUCGGAUGGAGUCACUGAUGUGAUGAACAAUGAGGACAUCUUGAAUAUCAUUAAUAAAAGUGUUAAUGUCGAUACAGCUGCAAAUUCAAUUCGAGAUUUGGCAUUCAAGAAAAACAGUCAAGAUAACAUCACUGCUAUUGUUGUGAAACUCUCAAAAGACUCGUAA
Molecule: messenger RNA, 2352 nt
Organism: Entamoeba invadens IP1
Lineage: Eukaryota; Evosea; Mastigamoebida; Endamoebidae
Product: protein phosphatase 2C, putative
Exons: 1
Coding region: 1-2352 (783 amino acids)
Biological process (GO): protein dephosphorylation
Molecular function (GO): protein serine/threonine phosphatase activity
Source: RefSeq, a predicted model, not a curated record